Diaporthe citri is the source of this 336-nucleotide messenger RNA. RefSeq lists its product as uncharacterized. The transcript has 2 exons. NCBI's taxonomy places the organism in Eukaryota, Fungi, Ascomycota, Sordariomycetes, Diaporthales, Diaporthaceae. The coding region runs from base 1 to 336 and encodes 111 amino acids. The record is from RefSeq and is a predicted model, not a curated record.
AUGCUCGUCAUGAUUUCGGGAGUAUCGACAAGCACUCACAACAUCGCUAUUCCACCUCCACAAGUCAUAAAUCUACUCGCCAACAUGCAAUUCACAACCCUUCUCCUCCUCGCCGCCUCCGCCGCAACGGGCCUCGCCCAGUCCUGCACCUACGAGACCGCCAACUACCUCUCCGUCUGCCAGCAGGGAACCAACCUCUUCUGCACCGGCAACACGGGCGUCUGCGUCCAGGGCAAGACAGACACCUUCGACGAGACCGCCACCACCGCCAAUGAGGACGCCUGUGCCGGCCUGAGCCGUGGAGACAGCUGUGUUCAGACAGUAGCCUGCUGCUAA